Molecule: messenger RNA, 1685 nt
Organism: Rhineura floridana
Lineage: Eukaryota; Metazoa; Chordata; Lepidosauria; Squamata; Rhineuridae
Product: GTPase IMAP family member 9-like
Exons: 3
Coding region: 151-840 (229 amino acids)
Molecular function (GO): GTP binding
Source: RefSeq, a predicted model, not a curated record
CUGGAAGGGAGACUCAGAGGCUGCCUGAAGGUGCAGAGAGCAGCAGCAGCCACCACAGGAAUCCCCUAGACUGAGAAACCAGCAAGCCAGGAAUUCUGGACUGCCUUGAAUGCUGAAUCGCUUACAACAAGUCUUUCUUUGACAAGCAAGAUGGCCAACGUGACGAAAGGUGAAGAGCUGAGAAUUCUCCUCAUUGGCAUGACAGGCUCUGGGAAGAGUGCCACAGGGAACACCAUCCUGGGGGGCAAGCCAUUCAAAAGCUGUGUUGCAGCCUCAUCAGUAACAAAGCACUGUAAAAAGAAGGAAGCCACUGUGGGUGAGAGGAAAAUUAUUGUUGUUGAUACUCCCGGGUGGUAUGACACAAAAGAUAAGCAAGUCUUUCGUUGGAAUGAAAUCGAGGAAUGUGUCAAAACUCAUGUUCCUCAUGUUCUCCUUGUUGUUAUAAAGGUGGACAGAAUCACAAGCCAGGUGCAAAACUGUUGUUGGCAGAUCAAAAACUUUUUUCGUACUGAAGGAAAAAAAUAUAUGAUUCUUUUAUUCACUUAUAAAGAUAAAUUAGGCAGUGACAAGUCAACUCUAGAGGAGUUCUUAGAAGAUGCUGACAGGAACCUGAAGGAUCUGAUUGAGAUGUCUGAAGGACGAGUAAUUGCUUUUAACAAUAAAGCUGAAGGAGAAGAAAAGGCAGAUCAGGUUCAGCAGCUGAUUGAGAUGAUUGAUGCCUUGGUGAGAGAUAAUGGCCGAGAACCAGCUUACACUCAUGAAUCGUACAACAAGGACUUUCACUGGUGGUACCGGAUUAACCGGUGGUACGAGAGAAUGUGGAGUUGGUGGCAUUCCUAGCAUAAGCAGUAGAGGCCUUGGAAUCAAGGACAGAAAUACGUUUGCCAAACAACCCUCAUUCCCAUCCCAGUUUUGAAGGACUUAGACAAAAUCCAUCUCCACUCACAAAUACAACCCUGCAGAGCAGCCUUCCUCUUUCUGGCCUCCUCCCACAAUCCUUUUCUCUGUAUACAUUGACUAAAUGCCUGAAUGUGAUAAGCCCUUUUUUUCCGUGGAAAUUAGACUGUGCUGAAAAUUCCUCUUGUGUUCUUCUGUGCCUUUUCAACUAUCCUCCAUUAAUGAAAGAAAUUGCAUUCAAAAGUUAACAAAGGAGAGAGAAGCGUCUCUUAGAUUGCUCAUGGGUGGGUAGGUGGGUGGGGGGCAGGGUUUUCGUGCCACUUACCUUACUUUUGGCUGAGUUUUUGUGCGUGCCCUUUCUUUUAUUCUGCGUAUUGUCUCCACAGUGGUCUACGCUCUACAGCCUUCCUGGGUCCCAUGCUUCAGUUCAAGUCCAUGGGAUGGCAUCAUGAAGCCAAUCCUCCCCUGGCUUUGUCAGAUCAGGAAAGGACAGGCAGCCAGGAAGGCUGUGGAAUGCAGGAAAAAUAUUCACUGAGGGGGGGGGAAACACACACAUCACUCCCGGCCACCUUGUAACGACAGGGUAAACUCAAAACCCACCAAAGUUCUAAAAAUAUUUUCAAGUGCCAUGAAACGGAGGCAGAGAGAUGGAACCUUCUUUCCCAGAGGAAGAAAACUUUUGAGAAACUGGAGGACAGGUUUUGGGACAGCACUAGUAUAAACUACUCCUUUGAUUUAUUGUCGAUCCUACUGUUUUCCAUAAAUAAACUUCUCUUUGCUUAAGAGUA